Pseudophryne corroboree (corroboree frog) is the source of this 4273-nucleotide messenger RNA. Its product is annotated as zinc finger protein 23-like. The record is from RefSeq and is a predicted model, not a curated record. Gene Ontology annotation, cellular component: nucleus. Lineage: Eukaryota; Metazoa; Chordata; Amphibia; Anura; Myobatrachidae. Gene Ontology annotation, molecular function: DNA-binding transcription factor activity, RNA polymerase II-specific; RNA polymerase II cis-regulatory region sequence-specific DNA binding. The transcript has 4 exons. Gene Ontology annotation, biological process: regulation of transcription by RNA polymerase II. Bases 44 to 3052 code for a protein of 1002 amino acids.
GGGGGAGUAUAUAGAGGAACACAGGGGUCUGUACAAGGACGUGAUGAUGGAGAAUCACCGGCCCCUCACAUCACUGGAUGGACCCAGUAACAGAGAUACCCCAGAGAGAUGUCCCCGUCCUCUGUAUUCCCAGGAUUGUAUAGAGGGGAAUCACAGUAUCCCACAGGAUGAUCAGGGUGAGCAAUUUUCUGAUAUGACGGCUAAAGAUAAAGAGAGAGAAGAGAUGUAUGUGACUGAUAUGAAGACAGAAGAUAUAGAGGGAGAGGAAGAGACAUAUGUGACUGAUAUGAAGGCAGAAGAUAUAGAGGCAGAAGAAGAGACGUAUGUUACUGAUAUGAAGGCAGAAGAUAUAGAUGGAGAAGAAGAGACGUAUGUGACUGAUAUGAAGGCAGAAGCUAUAGAGGGAGAAGAAGAGACGUAUGUGACUGAUAUGAAGGCAGAAGAUAUAGAGGGAGAAGAGACGUAUGUGACUGAUAUGAAGGUAGAAGAUGUAGAGGGAGAAGAUGAGAUGUAUGUGACUGAUAUGAAGGCAGAAGAUAUAGAGGGAGAAGAGACGUAUGUGACUGAUAUGAAGGUAGAAGAUAUAGAGGGAGAAGAAGAGACGUAUGUGACUGAUAUGAAGGCAGAAGAUAUAGAGGGAGAAGAGACGUAUGUGACUGGUAUGAAGGCAGAAGAUAUAGAGGGAGAAGAAGAGACGUAUGUGACUGAUAUGAAGGCAGAAGAUAUAGAGGGAGAACAAGAGACGUAUGUGACUGAUAUGAAGGCAGAAGAUACAGAGGAAGAAGAAGAGACGUAUGUGACUGAUAUGAAGGCAGAAGAUAUAGAGGGAGAAGAAGAGACGUAUGUGACUGAUAUGAAGGCAGAAGAUACAGAGGGAGAAGAAGAGACGUAUGUGACUGAUAUGAAGGCAGAAGAUAUAGAGGGAGAAGAAGAGACGUAUGUUACUGAUAUGAAGAAAGAAGAUAUAGAGGGAGAAGAAGAGACGUAUGUGACUGAUAUGAAGGCAGAAGAUAUAGAGGGAGAACAAGAGACGUAUGUGACUGAUAUGAAGGCAGAAGAUACAGAGGAAGAAGAAGAGACGUAUGUGACUGAUAUGAAGGCAGAAGAUAUAGAGGGAGAAGAAGAGACGUAUGUGACUGAUAUGAAGGCAGAAGAUACAGAGGGAGAAGAAGAGACGUAUGUGACUGAUAUGAAGGCAGAAGAUAUAGAGGGAGAAGAAGAGACGUAUGUUACUGAUAUGAAGAAAGAAGAUAUAGAGGGAGAAGAAGAGACGUAUGUGACUGAUAUGAAGGCAGAAGAUAUAGAGGGAGAAGAAGAGACAUAUGUGACUGAUAUGAAGGCAGAAGAUACAGAAGAAGAAGAGACGUAUGUGACUGAUAGGAAGGUGGAAGAUACAGAGGCAGAAGAGACCUAUGUGGGAGGUGAUCAGCCAUGUAAGGAGGAGGAAAUCCCUACAGAUAUCAGCACAGCAGAUGGAGGCACAAGCAGGAAUUCCUUGGAGGGAGAUCUCAUCUUGUCUGCAAAUAUUAAAAUAGAAGAUAACAUCACACAGGAUUCUCCAGGAGACAUCCCCAUUAAUCUAACUAUACAUCCAGUACCUCACAGUGAUGGUACUUCAUCUGAUCCCUCUAAUCGCUAUGAUUGUUCUUUUUAUUCCUCAGAUUUUGUUACACAUCGUGCAGCUCAUACUCGUGAUAAAAUAUUUGCAUGCUCUGAGUGUGAGAAAUGUUUUGCACUCAAAUCACAGCUUAUUGUACAUCAGAGACGUCACACAGGUGAGAAACCAUUUUCAUGCUCUGAGUGUGGGAAAUGUUUUGUAAUCAAACCACAACUUGUUACACAUCAAAAAAGUCACACAGGUGAGAAACCAUUUCCAUGCUCUGAGUGUGGGAAAUGUUUUGCACUUAAAUCACAACUUGUUAUACAUAUGAGACGUCACACAGGUGAGAAACCAUUUUCAUGCUCCGAGUGUGGGAAAUGUUUUGUAUUGAAAUCACAACUUGUUAUACAUCAGAGAGGUCACACAGAUGAGAGACCAUUUCCAUGCUCUGAGUGUCGGAAAUGUUUUGCAGUCAAAUCACAACUUGUUAGACAUCAGAGAUGUCACACAGAUGAGAGACCAUUUCCAUGCUCUGAGUGUAGGAAAUGUUUUAAACUCAAAUCACAACUUGUUAUUCAUCAGAGAAGUCACACAGGUGAGAAACCAUUUCCAUGUUCUGAGUGUGGGAAAUGUUUUACACACACAUCUCAACUUUUUAGACAUCAGAGCAGUCACACAGGUGAGAAACCAUUUCCAUGCUCUCAAUGUGGGAAAUGUUUUCUACUCAAGUCAGAACUUCUUAGACAUCAGAGAAGUCACACAGGUGAGAAACCAUUUCUUUGUUCUGAAUGUGGGAAAUGUUUUGCACACAAAGCUAAACUUGUUAAACAUCAAAGUAGUCACACAGGUGAGAGACAAUUUCCAUGUACUAAGUGUGGGAAAUGUUUUGCACUCAAAUCACAACUUGUUGGUCAUCGGAGAUGUCACACAGGUGAGAGACAAUUUCCAUGUUCUGAGUGUGGGAAAUGUUUUGCACUCAAAUCGCAACUUGUUACACAUCAAUGUAGUCACACAGGUGAGAAACCAUUUCCAUGUUCUGAGUGUGAGAAUUGGUUUCUGUAUAAAUCAGAUCUUGUUUGUCAUCAGAGAAGUCACACAGGUGAGAGGCCAUUUCUAUGCUCUGAGUGUGGGAAAUGUUUUGCGCUCAAAUCACAACUUGUUAGUCAUCGGGGAUGUCACACAGGUGAGAGACAAUUUCCAUGUUCUGAGUGUGGGAAAUGUUUUGCACGCAAAUCGCAACUUGUUACACAUCAAUGUAGUCACACAGGUGAGAAACCCUUUCCAUGUUCUGAGUGUGAGAAAUGGUUUCUGUAUAAAUCAGAUCUUGUUUGUCAUCAGAGAAGUCACACACGUGAGAAACCAUUUCCAUGCUCAGAGUGUGGGAAAUGUUUUGCAGGCAAAUCGUAUCUAGUUAAACAUCAGAAAUCACACAGGUAUAAAGCAUUACUAUGAGCUGAUAUAAAACAGGGUUUGUUACAACACUCCAUGUACACAGUGACACUUUAAGUUACCUAUCUGCAGAUAAUUGGAAUGCGUGUCAUUAAUAUAAGAGUGCAAAAGAUCUCUCAGGUGAAAUUUACAGUAUUUAUUUUUUACAGUAGAUAUCGGCACCUCUCUCCACAUUAAUACCAGACCAUAGGCCCUCAUUCCGAGUCGUUCGCUCGGUAUUUUUCAUCGCAUCGCAGUGAAAAUCCGCUUAGUACGCAUGCGCAAUAUUCGCACUGCGACUGCGCCAAGUAUUUUUACAAUGAAGUUAGUAUUUUUACUCACGGCUUUUUCAUCGCUCCGGCGAUCGUAGUGUGAUUGACAGGAAAUGGGUGUUACUGGGCGGAAACACAGCGUUUUAGGGGCGUGUGGAUAAAAACGCUACCGUUUCCGGAAAAAACGCAGGAGUGGCCGGAGAAACGGGGGAGUGUCUGGGCGAACGCUGGGUGUGUUUGUGACGUCAAACCAGGAACAACAAGCACUGAACUGAUCGCAGAUGCCGAGUAAGUCAGAUGCUACUCUGAAACUGCUAAGUAGUUUGUAAUCGCAAUAUUGCGAAUACAUCGUUCGCAAUUUUAAGAAGCUAAGAUUCACUCCUAGUUGGCGGCGGCUUAGCGUGUGUAACUCUGCUAAAAUCGCCUUGCGACCGAUCAACUCGGAAUGAGGGCCAUAGUGUUAUAUAAGCGUCUACAUUUUAUGGAUUUCAGUUAGACACGUAAAAGGUAAAAUCAGUAUAAUUUUAUUUUUUUAAACACAGUUUUGAGAAGAAGGUAAGAGAUACAGACAUAGGCAGCCAUAACCAUAUUGAGACAUUGACACAAUCCAACAAUUGAGGGCAUGACAAAUGUCAUUAGGAAAACCAUUGUUGCUCCUAAAUGGUAAAAGGAAAGCUACCAAUCCCAACUUCUUAAAAUGCUGUGGUUUUCUACAAUACAAUUGCAAUAUCUAUGUUUAAACAUAUCAAUGACAAAAAUAAAAUAAGUGGAAGAAGAAGAAUGCAGGGAACAGACAAUCCAGAAUAGAGGAGGAGAAGAGAAAGAAGAGGCAGAGAAGAGAAAAGGGAGAAAUAAGAGGAAAAAGAAAGCAUAGGGCACCACCAUCUGUCCUGUGUAUUAACAAUUUUUUAUAACAUUCAAUAUGGUAUCUGUGAAUGUAUAUUAUUCAUUUGACAAUAAAGUUUAAGACAAA